CGAUAGACAGUAUGGCAAAUAAUGUGGAUAAAAGUAGAAGUAACCAAGUUCAAGUUGAAAAUCAAGAAGAACAACAAGAAAAGAAAUUGGGAUGUUGGGCCAAAUUCAAAAGCUUAUUUGAAGACAGGGGGUUUGAUUUGGAAUACGAAUACCGCUCUCCUGCGUUGCAUGCAUUUGAAACUGGGCGCCAUUCUGAUGGUUUCAGACGUGUCACUGAAAGACGGCUUUCUUCUGAGGAGAAACGGAAAUCUUUUCAAGAAAAAGUGGCACAUUUCGAAGAAGAGGAGAACGUUAACAAUUUCUAUGACCAAUUUUCUAAUAACGAUAAUUCGUUAGAAAUUACCGAGUCUCAAAAGAGACACACGAAAUACAGAAAUCGGGUGUCCAUUAGGCCCAGUAUUUUCUUGACGAAUAUACAAGAAGAAACAAACAGUAUUAAAGACUCUGAAGCGGAUGAGUCAGAAGAUGAAUUAGAAGAGAACAGGUCGCCGCCGCCCGCGCACAUCCCUACUGCCCUGCUCUACGCGCCGCCGGAGCCUCUAGAGCUGCUAUGCGUGUUCCCGGACCGUGCCUCCCGCGUAUGCGCAGCCGCGUGCGCGGCGGCAGCGCGCUCCGGCGGCGAGGCGCGCGCGGUGCGCACAGCGCGCGAGGCGCUCGACGCGCUGCGGCGCGACGGCGACGCGCGGCUGCCGCAUGUCGCCGUGGUUGACGCGCGGCAACCGCAGGCGCUUGAUGCUGCGAAUCUCGCCAGAACAAUACGACAAGCCAAGAACACUCAGCACAUAAUUCUCAUAGCAGUUGUCAAGAAAAGCGCCUACCUGAAAGAUGACUUCGCUACUCUGCCUUAUCUGGAAGUGGGUUUCAAUAGGGUGAUGGUGGAGACAGUAGGUGCGACGGCGUGGUGCGCGGAGGUGGUGCAGGCGCGAGCCGCGGCGGCGGCGGCGCGCGCUCAGAUCGCCUCCAUCGCCGCGCUGGCCGCCGCCGCCGACCGCUGCCGCGACCUCGUCGCCAUCACCGACGACCAGCAGAGGAUACUGGUGACAAACAAAGCCUGGUGCCGAGUGCUGGGCUGGCGGGCAGAAGACGGAGCGCGGCUCUCAGAUUCGGCGGGUGGCGAGGCUAUGAGACUGGCUGCUAGCGGCGCGCGUGAGUGGGAGGCACCGGUCACGUUGCGUCGACGCGGCGCUCCAGAUCCGCUGCUUCUGCCAUGCCGAGGUGCUUCUAUAGCCUUGAACAGGAGCACAUCCCACCUUGUCCUGGUAUGCGAGCCUGGCAAUGCCGCCGACGCCGGCGCGGCGCGCGGCUCGCUCCACUCCAUCCGGCGAGGUUCGCUGGACGUGCGUUCUGUGGCCUCUGACGGGCUACGGCGGACUUCGCUUGCCAAACUACAGGGGCUGCCACUUGAGGCUCCUAUCACUAAGGUGAUAUCCCUCCUAUCCACGGCCACAGACGGCGCCCCUCCAUCAACGAUAGCUUGCAUCGAGCGCGCCGUGGACAUGCUUAGAACCUCCGAGCUCUACUCUCCACAAAUGAAAGAUGAGCCCAAACUACGAGUCGAAGAUCCCAUCGCCACUGAUCUUAUUGGCGCACUGCUGUCGCAAGGACCAUCAAACGUGUUAUCGUCGCGGCGAAGCAGCAACGAUUCUACCGUCGUGCGCUCUCAGAACAACAGGACAAACAUCAAGCAUAAGACAUCAGGGCAGCUCCGUGAACUUCUUGAUACAGCUCUGAACUGGGACUUCGAGAUCUUCCGACUCGAAGAGCUAACACGUGGACGGCCGCUGGCUCAUCUCGGCCUCGCUCUCAUGGGAGGUCGCUUCGAUGUGUGUUCGGCUCUCGAGUGUGACGAGCGUACGCUGCUGCACUGGCUGACUGUCAUAGAGACCAAUUACCACGCCGUCAACACGUACCACAACUCGACUCAUGCCGCUGAUGUUCUUCAGGCAGUAGCAUACUUCCUCGAGAAGGACCGCCUGAAGACAGUACUGGAACCCAUCGAGGCGGCAGCUGCUCUCAUCUCCGCAGCAGCACACGACGUGGACCACCCCGGCACCACGUCCACCUUCCUCUGCAACUCGCGGCACCCGCUCUCGAUCCUGUACAACGACAUCAGCGUGCUGGAGUCGCACCAUGCGGCGCUCACCUUCAAGCUCACACUUAAUGACGACCGCGUGAACAUAUUCAAGAAUCUCGACCGCGACACGUACAAGACGGUGCGGCACAACGUCGUGGACAUGAUCCUGGCCACGGAGAUGACGCGUCACUACGAGCACCUCGCCAAGUUCGUCAACGUGUUCUACGCCAAGGGCAACGUGGGGGGCAGCAAGGAGGACAACAUGAAUACUGAUAUGGAUCCGCCUUCGCUGGACCCGGCAGCCAUCACUCAGCCGGAGAACGUGGUGCUGGUGAAGCGCAUGAUGAUCAAAUGCGCCGACGUGUCCAACGCUUCGCGGCCGCAGAAGUUUGCCUUUGAGUGGGCUAGAAGAAUUGCGGAAGAGUACUUCCUACAAACAGACGAGGAGAAGGCAAAGGACCUGCCAGUGGUGAUGCCGAUGUUCGACCGAGCAAGCUGCUCGAUCCCGCGCUCGCAGAUCGGUUUUAUUGACUACAUCAUUAAGGACAUGAUGGAUGCCUGGGCCGUAUUCAUCGACAUGCCGGAGCUGGUGACGCACGCGAAGCAGAACCACGCGCGCUGGAAGGAGCUGGACGAGGCGGGCGUCACCACCAUCGCCGACGUGCGCCGCGCGCAGCGCGCCGUCGCCGCGCCCGCCGCCGCCGCCCCAGACUCCACCGCCGAGGAAUAA
Molecule: messenger RNA, 2804 nt
Organism: Cydia amplana
Lineage: Eukaryota; Metazoa; Arthropoda; Insecta; Lepidoptera; Tortricidae
Gene: Pde8
Product: high affinity cAMP-specific and IBMX-insensitive 3',5'-cyclic phosphodiesterase 8
Exons: 16
Coding region: 12-2804 (930 amino acids)
Biological process (GO): signal transduction; positive regulation of ERK1 and ERK2 cascade
Molecular function (GO): 3',5'-cyclic-nucleotide phosphodiesterase activity
Source: RefSeq, a predicted model, not a curated record